AUGACGAGCGCGGUUACGGCUCCGAUGCGCGCUGGCGGAUGGAACGUCAUCUUCACCAUUGCUAACAAGCAGUAUCUAGGGGGCGUCUACCAGAACCCACGCGAGCCGACUUUGACGUUUGGCGACGUGUGCGCCGAGCUGGCCCUCUGCUUUGACUAUCCGGGCGGCGGAAAGUUGCUUGACAAUGUCGACAACACUAGCAACACCGACAACGCUGACAACACUGACAAGUUGGACAACGCUGACAAGUUGGACAACGCUGACGACGCCGACAACGCCUACAACGCCGACGACGCCGACAGCGGCCAAGACCAAGAGGAAAUCAACACAAAUCCAUGGAUCGAUAUUGCCUUUGCGCUCACGGAAACGCCGGACGAGGCAGCUAAUUAUCCAUCCUUCAUCAUGCGCGAGAGGUUUAACGAGCUGGUCCCUGGUCUAGCUUCGGAAAGCGCCACGAGGCGGCGAACUGUCACCUACCACAUUGUUUAUCACAAGACCUGCAAUAUUUCUGGUUCCUUUAAAGACCAUAUACGAGCCAAAUGCGUCUACAACCUUUCUGACCCCCGCCGUCGCCACCACCCCGCCUUCCUCCCCUACAAUAAAUCCUCGACCGACCCUCGUCUCAACAUUAUGCCCCUUCGACGCAAAGCAAAAGCGCGCUCCCAGUCUCCGCUCAAGCGGUCCGGCUCAAACUCUCCCAAUAAACCAGACGACGCAGCCGGUGGCCCUGAUGACCAAGAUUACGACAUGGUCGCCCCCGCAGACAUGGACAUUGACAUUGAGGCGGCUCGCAAGACCAUUAGUGAUUUUCGCAUGGCCUGCAUCGCCCAGGCUAGCUGCUGUGCCAUAUCGGGCGGCGGACAUCCCUGGAGCACGCUGCAGCUCAUCGGCCCUGGCGUUCAUGCCUGCCACAUUGUCCCGCAGCAGCACUACCAUCUGUACCCUUUAGGGGACCGGGGCGAUACCACUCGGGACAGCGCGCGACGAUUAUGCCAGGCAUGGGAGAAGACGUGGAGUCCCGGCAACGGCAUCCUCCUCAUGAAGCAUAUACACGACUUUUUUGAUGCGCGCCUUUUAUCCAUCCACCCAACUACGCUUCGUAUCCGCGUCUUUGUCCCUUUUGGGGACCUCGAAGUCUAUCACGGACGAAAGGCGCAAAUCCCACCCCGAGUUGACCGCAGUGCGCUCGCUCACCACUACGCCAUGUGCUGCAUCGAGAACAUGGCCGCCGAGCGCCCAAAUCUUAUUAUAUCGUCGCUAAACGCCGCCAACAGAAGCAGCUCGGCCAUGAGCCUUGCGAGUCCGUCGAGCGGAGGCAGCACUCCGCUUAGUAUACGGUCAGGCUUCCCCAUGACGCCCUCUACCGGAGAUUCGCUACAGACUGCGCCGCCCGCGGGUGACCCAUCCAAGAGACGGCGACCAACCCGUGAUGGGAAUGAAACGCACAGCCACGUAAACGACGAUGAGUAUUGGUCGGAGGAGGAUGGGGAGCAAGAUGUGCUGAGGGGAAGGAAGAGACAACAACAACAACAACAACAACAACAACAACAACAACAAGACGACUUUGGCUUUGAUGGCUACGUAACGCAUUCAAAUAGUCGCGGGUUCCUAGCCGACGUCAACUGGGAGCUACAGAAAUAUCUUGGGCUGGCCUAA
Messenger RNA from Cordyceps fumosorosea ARSEF 2679, 1656 nucleotides. RefSeq lists its product as hypothetical. Lineage: Eukaryota; Fungi; Ascomycota; Sordariomycetes; Hypocreales; Cordycipitaceae. The coding region runs from base 1 to 1656 and encodes 551 amino acids. The record is from RefSeq and is a predicted model, not a curated record. The transcript has 2 exons.